GUCAGCAUUGUACAACUCUGACAGGAUUUUCAGGGUCAGGAGAUGUCCUGUGAGCUAUGUGGUCGCUUCAUGAAUGAGACCUAGGCAAGAGCUAAUCCCAUUUCCAUGGCUGAGAUGUGGAAUUAAAGGAAGUUUGCAGGCAGAAACAACAUGAAGCCAGUAAUCGUGGUUCAUGGUGGAGCUGGUCGCAUCUUUAAAGAUAGAGAAGACGGAUGUCGUUCUGGUGUCACCAGAGCAGCGCUGAAAGGUUACGGUAUCCUUAAAAAUGGAGGGAGUGCAUUAGAUGCAGUGGAAGAAGCUGUGGUAGUAAUGGAAGAGGAUCCACAUUUUAAUGCAGGUCGUGGCUCUGUGUUAAAUGAGAAGGGCGAAGUGGAAAUGGAUGCCAUUAUCAUGGAUGGAAAAAAUCUAGCCUCCGGAGCUGUAUCUGCAGUGAAAUGUAUAGCCAACCCAAUAAAGCUCGCCCGCCUUGUCAUGGAAAAGACAGACCACAUGUUGCUGACGGACCAGGGUGCCUCUGCCUUUGCUAGGGGCAUGGGAGUUCCUGAGGUUCCUGGAGAGAAACUGAUCACAGAAAGGUCACUGGAGAGGUGGAAGAAAAACCUUGAGGCUGAUUCGAACCCUCAACAGUUUCAAAAAGACCUUGGAACAGUUGGAGCCGUUGCUAUCGACAGUGCAGGAAACGUUGCUUGUGCAACAUCAACAGGGGGACUCACGAACAAACGCAUCGGCCGCGUUGGUGAUACAGCGUGUAUAGGAAGUGGAGGUUAUGCAGAUAACAAUGUUGGUGCCACUUCUACCACAGGCCACGGAGAGAGCAUUAUGAAAGUGGUUUUGGCAAGACUUAUCUUGUAUCACAUGGAACAAGGAAAAUCACCAGGAGAUGCUGCUGACUCUGCCCUAGAUUGCAUGAAAACUAGAGUCGGGGGAUUGGGUGGGGUCAUUGUGAUCAGCAAUUCAGGAGACUGGGCUGCACGAUUCUCCACCCAGGAGAUGUCCUGGGCUACAGUCAAGGAUGACCAACUGCACUGUGGCAUUCAUGCUGGGGAGUGGCACACACAACCAGCCGAAGAAGCUAUUGGCUCCCUGGGAUCUUAAGCAGAAGUGAAGGAAGUGGAAGUAACACAGCACAAUCAAGAUUAUAGACCUUUGUUGGAAACUGAAUCUGUUGUCCCCUUUCUGAAAGGACCUUCUCACCAAAUUCCAGUUCAGAUAUUCAUAGUGCUGGUUUUUUUGCAGCCAAGCUAAAAUAUAGAAGGAGACAUAGUGGGCUUAAGGAUGGCUUUGGUGAGCAUAUAUAAGCUAUCCAAAGCUUUGGUUUCUUAGUCACACAACUGAAUUGCAGAAAGUGACUAGGCACAUCUUCAGUGGGGUGUAUUUGAUAAGAUAUGCAGUCUUCACAAUGGCCAUUAUAUUGAAGGCAGCUUCUCCUAUAAUGUGAUUAUGCUGGGAAACCAGUGUCCAUAAUAGAGCAAACAUAGUCUGGUGUCCCAGAUCUUGUUUUUAUCUUAUGUACCCAUGUCACAAUCCUCUGUAUCCCUCCAUCAUGCCUCCCUUGAACUGCUUACCUGGGCUGCCUGCCUGCCUGUAUGUCUGUGCUCUGGAUCUCUUCUACCCACCUUUCCUGGGCCACUUGCCUAGGUCAUCAUCCUGCCCAUCUUCCAAUUCCUUCAUCUGGGCCUGCAUCUCCAUCCUCUGGAUCCCUUAUACUCGCUUUGCCUUGGUCGUCCACACUGCUGCUUGUCAUGCCACCUGUCUAUGGUGAAGUGAACUGCAGCAUGACAACAUCCCUAUACUGGAGAGAAAAUCUUAGAAUCUUAGAGUUCGAAGGGACCUUGAGGAUCAUCUAGUCCCAUGCUCUGUUCAUUUCAGCAGCAUUUGUUAUGCAAACUUUGAGAAGAACUGGGAUGAUAGCAACCAUAGAUUACUCCCAAAUGCUGUAACUGAAAUAUUAAGAAAUUUCCUUACAUUUUUUCCUAUUUACAAUCAGUACAGAAAAGAAUGUAGGGACAUAAUAGUUCUCAUGUUUAGGGAAACAUGCAAUAGAAUUCAAAGUUUUGUUUUGAGAUAGCAGACUUCUUGAAUAGAUUUCAUUUGAUUGUAUGACAAAUCAAAGGCUAAGUGAAAUAAUGUGAUAGCAUAGCCUAUAGGUGUCUUUCUUGAAGUAGUAUAUUAAUUGCAAGAAUAAGCUGCUGUGCAUAAAAUUGCACUAGUGUUUAUAUGGUAAUAUGUUUUUUGAGGUACUUAUAGUACCGAAAUAGAAAUUUACAGAGUGAAAUGUAUUUUCUCAUGAUAAUGCUUAUAAGGAAGAUGCUUCAUUUUUUGACAAGGUAUUUGUAAUUUUAUCCCUUGCUUUUCCUUUUAUUCUUUUCAUGCUAAUGUAAUUCAGUAAUUUAAGUCUUAUUUAGAUAUUGCCUUGAUCCCAUACCACUUUUUCCAUCUGGGAAAUAAUCAGUGCUAUGUUGAUGUGCAACAUGUUCUUAUGAAAAUAAAUGCCAAUAAAAUCUAGUACAGUAUAUUUUAAAA
This is a messenger RNA of Lacerta agilis (Sand lizard), 2523 nucleotides long. RefSeq names its product asparaginase and isoaspartyl peptidase 1 (gene ASRGL1). Lineage: Eukaryota; Metazoa; Chordata; Lepidosauria; Squamata; Lacertidae. The coding region runs from base 151 to 1095 and encodes 314 amino acids. The transcript has 7 exons. Gene Ontology annotation, molecular function: asparaginase activity. The record is from RefSeq and is a predicted model, not a curated record.